Molecule: messenger RNA, 714 nt
Organism: Tricharina praecox
Lineage: Eukaryota; Fungi; Ascomycota; Pezizomycetes; Pezizales; Pyronemataceae
Product: Isochorismatase-like protein
Exons: 2
Coding region: 1-714 (237 amino acids)
Source: RefSeq, a predicted model, not a curated record
AUGCCCGCACCAACCCCCUUCAAACCCGCGCUCUUAAUCGUGGACCUCCAAGAAGACUUCUGCCCACCAUCCGGGGCGCUUCCCGUCCCCUGCGGCCGCGACAUAAUCGCGCCGAUUAACACGCUCUUAACCCUCCCGUUCGCGCUCAAAAUCGCCACCAAAGACUGGCACCCCGCUUCGCACAUCUCCUUCGCCACGAACCACCCGUCGUCUCCCCCGCCGUUCGUGAGCACAACAACCAUCGUCCACCCGACCAACGCCGCACACAGCUACACCAGCACCCUGUGGCCCGUCCACUGCGUGCAGCAGUCCGCGGGUGCAGAGUUCGCGGCCGGCUUUGACGUUGACAAGGUCAACACCACCGUCUACAAGGGCAUGGACGAGCGCGUGGAAAUGUACUCGGCGUUUUGCGAUCCGUUUCAGUGGGUUGAGGGAUGUAAUGCCGUGGCGGUCAGUGAGCUCUCCGGGCUGCUGAAGGAGAAGGGCGUUACAGAUGUGUACGUGGCGGGACUGGCGAUGGAUUACUGUGUGCUGGCUACUGCGAGGGAUGCGGUCAAGUUUGGGUUUAGGACUUGGGUGGUUAGGGAGGGGACUAGGGCGGUGGGCGGUGAGGAGGGGGCGAGGACUGCGGAGAAGGAGAUGCGCGAGGCGGGGGUGACGGUCGUGGCGAUGGAUGGCGGAGAGGUGGCGUGGGUGAGGGAGUUGAAGGAGUGA